AUGGAUAAAAAUUCUAGUGAUCGUAAAAACUAUUAUGACAGAGUUAUGCCUCGUGUAUACAACAGAACUCAUUCGCAUUUAAAAUCUUCUAGUGUUACUCGUCACGAAACUCCAACUUCUUUGCGUAAUGGCGCGAAAACAAGUGCUGCAAAUUUAAAUUCCAGUAUUUUUAAGGAACUCCCUUUAGUACUACAUGGUUAUGAACCUGAUACAUCUUCUAUAAAACCAAAAAAUAUCAAAUCUGGCGCCAAACCAAAGAAAACUUUGAAGUCUCUCGAUCCUGCUAAAUCGCCUCUUACAAAUAAAAAGAAUUUACCAAACAAAGUUCGUAGUGAAAGUAGUCGAAACUCUGCACCUUCAAUUGUGGCCCCUGAUAAAGUCAGUUGGUCUGAUUCUCAUGUAAGGCAGUGUUUCUCUAGUAGGUCUCGUACAAGAUUAAAAGAAUUAAAGGAUGAAAUUAAAGAAUUUCAAGAAACUCAAAAAUUAAUGCAAUUGCGUUGUAAGUUAUAUAAAAAGUGUGGUGUUGUUUUGGAUGAUGUGGGACAGAUUGCUGAGGAUAAGGCUGUGCAGGUUGAAGAAUUGAAUAAGUCCAACGGAGAUAUAAGG
Messenger RNA from Brenthis ino (lesser marbled fritillary), 606 nucleotides. The record is from the annotation of a GenBank genome assembly. Lineage: Eukaryota; Metazoa; Arthropoda; Insecta; Lepidoptera; Nymphalidae.